Closterium sp. Naga37s-1 is the source of this 345-nucleotide messenger RNA. NCBI's taxonomy places the organism in Eukaryota, Viridiplantae, Streptophyta, Zygnematophyceae, Desmidiales, Closteriaceae. The record is from the annotation of a GenBank genome assembly.
AUGAGCCAGCCGCGCGCUCGUUCCGCCGCCACCUCCUCGCACGGCGCUUCCGCCACCCCGCUCGACCUCCGCCGCGAGUUUCUUCGGCGAGCCGCGGAGUCGCUCGCCGUCAGUUCGCCGCCCGUUGCCGCCCACCUCGGGCGGUGCGUGCAGCUGCUGACGCCAGCGGAAGGGGGAAGAGGAGGGGGUGGCGGCGGCAGCAGCGGCGAAGGUGGUGGCAGCGGACAGUCUGUUUCCAAGGCAAUGGCGAUUGACGGGAGUGUGCUGUGCGCGGGAUGCGGCCUCCCCCAGAUCCUGCCUUCCACGUGCACCCUCACCAUCGGAUCCGCACAUGUACUGCACUAG